AUGGGAGAAUCGAUUGGAAAUUCUUCAAAAAUUACAAAGAGCUCUGCUAGUGGGGCAUCAUCGGAUAACCCAAAUACACCUUCAAGUUAUGAGUUUAACUCAUCAUCACCAAUGGAGCGUCCAAUGGGACAAAAAGCAGCAAAAAGGAAGGGUAAGGCAAAGGAAAUUCCAAAUGCAAUGCAAGAUGCAAGGAUUAAAAGAGAAACAGCAAUGGAAAGACUAGCUCAAUGUAAGGAGGACGAGCUAGAACUAAAGGCAAUGAAUAUCAUCAUGAAAGACACUUCUACUAUGAAUGAUAAUCAACGAGAUAUUCAUGAAAAAUAUUGUAAUAAGAUGAAAAAAAUAUGGAAUGUAGUUAGUAUCAUUGACGUAAAAUGGUCAUUAGUACCACUUUAA
Molecule: messenger RNA, 396 nt
Organism: Vicia faba (fava bean)
Lineage: Eukaryota; Viridiplantae; Streptophyta; Magnoliopsida; Fabales; Fabaceae
Source: the annotation of a GenBank genome assembly